Molecule: messenger RNA, 596 nt
Organism: Chilo suppressalis (striped riceborer)
Lineage: Eukaryota; Metazoa; Arthropoda; Insecta; Lepidoptera; Crambidae
Source: the annotation of a GenBank genome assembly
UUUUGUUACGGUCAUUCGCUUGCGUUACAAGUGGUGUGUUGGUGUCUUUAAGUUUGUGUUGCGAUAGUAAAUAAAUAAAUAUGGCUUUAAAGAUGGCGUUGGUUGUCCUGACGGUGGCGGUGUGCGCAAACGCACGGCUGUUCGCAUUCCUGCGGCCCUCAGAAUCGCAGCACGCUCUUAGGCCGCAGCAGCGCAUCGGUUAUGAUCAUCAUCACAUCACCGAAGAUGAGCACGUAGACUAUUAUGCGUAUCCAAAGUACAUCUUCAAGUAUGGCGUUAACGAUUUUCAUACUGGCGACAUUAAAACGCACCACGAAAGCCGGGAUGGAGAUGUCGUAAAAGGUCAAUACACAGUAGUGGAGCCUGACGGUUCCAUCCGCACUGUUGACUAUACCGCCGACAAACACAACGGUUUCAACGCGGUAGUGCACAAAACCGCGCCGAUCUCACAGCACGAAGCUGCGCAUCUAUAAAGCGAUAGUGUCAAUGUUUGUGUUAGAAUUUCAAAACGAAUUUUCUUUAGAAUCAUCUCGAAAAUUUCAUUACCUGAGUUAAAGUUAACUAAGACUUAAUUUAUUUGUUGGUAGUUUUUGAAC